Phialemonium atrogriseum is the source of this 723-nucleotide messenger RNA. RefSeq lists its product as uncharacterized. NCBI's taxonomy places the organism in Eukaryota, Fungi, Ascomycota, Sordariomycetes, Cephalothecales, Cephalothecaceae. The record is from RefSeq and is a predicted model, not a curated record. The transcript has 3 exons. The coding region runs from base 1 to 723 and encodes 240 amino acids.
AUGUCCACUCUCCUUGCCAUCCUGCUGUUUGCUUCUACAACGCUGUGUGCAACAUACCCCCAAAGCAUCGAAAUCGACCUUGUCUUCCCCCGCGCCAACGAGACCUACGCACCCAGCCCUUACUUUCCCAUUGUCUUUGCCGUCCAGAAUGCUGGGACAGCCUGGCCGCUUGGCCUAUCGCUUUCUGUACAUAUCCGCCCUAUUUCAAGCCCUCGCAAUGAUUCAGGCCAUGGCAAUGAUGAUUUAUGGGAUUCCUUCAACUUUGGCGGGGACUUUACUGGCAGCACCCGCGGUAACGCUACUGCCGACCCUUCGCUUUUUGUCCACGCCACCAACGUCACCAACGGCACCGAGGCUCAAUGGGUUAUCGUGUGGUCUCUUGGCUUGGAAAACUCAUGCAACACCAUGGACACCCAGGCUAGCUUUGCAACUAGCCCAAUAAGCAUGACAUUCAAUGCUGCUUUUGGUGCCGCAGCCCCUAACCUUGUCUCUGCUGUCGAAAGCUGCUCCUCUAGCUUCAACCUUAUAGAGGUGGACCGUCUGAACAGCUCCAGUACAUGUCAUGCGGAUGUGAUUAGCAAGGAGGAGACUGGAGAAGGGAACCCAUGUGGGCUGAAGCCGCUAGCUCAGACAAUCGCUGCUAACGUGUCAGCGGCCAUGAAAGCCUAUGCGCCUGGAACCCUAUCAAGGCUCACAUGCACACUCAACCAGUGCCAGUACUAG